This is a messenger RNA of Fusarium verticillioides 7600, 483 nucleotides long. RefSeq lists its product as hypothetical. Gene Ontology annotation, molecular function: carbohydrate:proton symporter activity. Lineage: Eukaryota; Fungi; Ascomycota; Sordariomycetes; Hypocreales; Nectriaceae. Gene Ontology annotation, biological process: carbohydrate transport. The record is from RefSeq and is a predicted model, not a curated record. The coding region runs from base 1 to 483 and encodes 160 amino acids. Gene Ontology annotation, cellular component: membrane. The transcript is spliced from 4 exons.
AUGUUUUUCGGCAUUGGAUCCGGAGACAUUCAUCUUGGCCGCCGCAUCCAGCUUGCCUUUUGGCUCCAGGUAUCCAUGCAGUAUGGCACUGUGAUUGCAGCCGUGGUCAUAUAUUCUAGAACCAUCUAUCAUACAGCCGGCUUUGACAACAUCAAUUCCGGUUGGUUGUCCGGUUUACUGAUUCUGGUUGGUAUCUUGGGUACAGCCAUUGCAGCCUUUACCAUCGAUAGGACUUUCUAUGUGUUUGGAGCUGCUAUGUUUACAUACAUUCCCUUGGUGUACUGCUACCUCCCCGAAACUGCCGGCCGUACACUGGAGGAGGUUGACUAUCUCUUUGCUAGUAAGAGCCCGUUCACUUGGGACGAGGAGAAAGAAUUGGCGAAGUGUACAGCUCUCCUGCAUGAAAGUUUGAAUGAAGGGAAGAACGGGAGCGACUCGAUGACGCAGGAUAAGUUAAUGGAAUCAUACAUCAAGGUUGUAUAA